AUGGCUGCGUUGAUGAUGGUUAGAGAUAUAAAACCACGUAACGACGGGAACGAAGAACAUGAACAACAGGAUACUGGUCGGGUUAUUCGAGACAUUAAAAACGUGUAUCCUGAAGUUAUUGAUUUAUUUAGAGGAGUUAAUGAUUCAAUUUCAAAACAUUCUAUAACCCUCGAUGAAGAGAAUAAAUUAACAGAUUAUAUAUUCGUCAUUAUUGCAGAAUUAAUGAAGAGAAUAAAUGAAAAAGGAAUUGGUGAUAUCAUUAAUGUCAGCGAUGUAAUGAUGAAAAGAAAUUUUGACUCAUUAUUUACAAAACCGAAAACAGAAUAUAGUCUUUAUGACGUAAUUACCGAAUUAAUGAAAAAGAUUAAUGAUAAUAAGAGUUCUGGCGGAAGAGUUGAAUUAGAAGUGAAUGAUGUUAAUGAGAAAUUAGCCGAAAAAGCAGACAAAAAUGAGCUUUUAGCUCUGAGUGAUAAAGUCAAGAACCACGUUCAUUAUAUAACUUCAGACGAACAAAUUAUAACGGACUACCAUGGAUAUUUAACACGAAGUGAUGAAGUGAAGACGGAAGACCCCAAUGAAAGAAGAUAUAAAUACAUUCGUGCUAAAGGUUAUGACAUAAGCUGUACUGUACAGUAUGACACGGGUAAAGCACCAGAAGCAUUUAGUUAUAACGAUGAAAUUUAUGCCUCUACUUUCUCUGUUAACGGUGUAUUAGUUGAACCAAGAUUUACAUUGAGAGUUAAGGCAAAAAUAACGUUUGAAGAUGCUAUUAAAAGUAAAGCUGACAAAGUUGAACUUGAAGCAAUGAACAAAGUUUUGAAAUCUCAUAAACACAACAUCUCCGAUAUAAAUGAACUUCAAGCUACAUUAGACAGUAAAGCCGACAAGAACCAUACACAU
Messenger RNA from Trichomonas vaginalis G3, 900 nucleotides. RefSeq names its product keratin-associated protein family. The record is from RefSeq and is a predicted model, not a curated record. The annotation marks the transcript as partial. Lineage: Eukaryota; Parabasalia; Trichomonadida; Trichomonadidae. The transcript has a single exon.